Trypanosoma brucei brucei TREU927 is the source of this 3252-nucleotide messenger RNA. RefSeq lists its product as hypothetical. Bases 1 to 3252 code for a protein of 1083 amino acids. Lineage: Eukaryota; Euglenozoa; Kinetoplastea; Trypanosomatida; Trypanosomatidae. The record is from RefSeq and is a predicted model, not a curated record. The transcript has a single exon.
AUGUCCUUAUCAACACUCCUCUACAAAGCAGAAGUUAGGCAAGGUUUAGUUAGUCGCAACGCUGGCGUCUGGCUGAAUAUGUGUUGGUGCACUACGCAAGAAGUGGCCGAGGUGCUAAGCAUCAGUAGACUCCGCGGUGAUGUGUCUGAGUCCGCGCGGAAAACAGCGGACGAACGGUUCAUGCAGUUGCACAACGGUUCUAUGAACAUAGGCGAUAUUUUGACUGAGGUUGCCGUGAAUCGGGGUGUGUGUGGCGGUGCCCCUUCCGACAGUCUGCAGCUUGCGGCUGCGCUUGCACUUGAGCCGCUAGUAACCAAAGGCCGAUGGUGCGAGGGUAAUGGUUUCAACGACAAGGUGCGUGUGCUGGAUAUGUUGUUGGGUUUUUUGAGUGAUGAGGCAGUCAUGAGCAGUGGUAAUGCUACACACACAGGUCGGGUGCGCGUUUCUCUUUGUCUUUGCCUGUGCCAAAUCAUUACGUUUGAGAGUCCUACACCGUACUGGAACGGGGUUUUGUCUGAUUGCCUUGCGUCCAUCGUUUCAGAUUGGUCCGGCAGUCAAUAUGAGAUGAUAGACAAUGAUAGCGAACACAUUUUCAAGUCAUUUCGUCAUAUUGUUGUACUCCAGCUAUCGGAGUUGUGUGCAUCCAAUACUGCGCUGUGGUGGUAUAUGGUGUCUACACUGUCGCGUUGUCUUGUGGAGGGAUCGUCCUCUUUUCCGGUUGGGGAUGUGCGGAGGCACUUCAGCUUUUCUGUAGUCUUGCGACUCAUGCGGCGGCGGCCGCGGGUGAGUGAUACACACGAGGGGAUGAGACCGGCAGAUUCUUUUAUUUUUGGCCCUGCAUUUCGGCAGCUCAUUGAUGGCAGUCUUCAGCAGGCUGUGGCGCUCGCAGGGAGCGACAGGUGGAGCCAUGUAGCUGUGCAACAAGAGUGCCGAUUACUGCUAGAUAUUUCAUCCCAUUUGAUAAGCAACGCCGAGUUUGCAGCUCAACUGUUUCGGUGUAGUGUCGAUCUGCUUGUACUUGCAGAACCUACAGCAUAUGACACUAUUGCUGCAAGUACUUUGGUCGCAGCAGUGGCAGCUCGAGUGGAUAGCGCCCUUGAGUGUAUGUCUGGGGUGUUGCAAGCAUUUCCUGAGGUGUCGUUGCGGUUCGACGCAGGGGAGGUAACAUCUAAACUCCUCAACUGUAUGGCGGGCGCUGCUGCAGCGGCACGGGGUGAUGAAUGUGAUGAUGACGAUGAUAAGGAAGCAGAGUUGCUUGGAAUGCUGCGUGAGGACUACGUUGUGCCGUUGGGUUGCGCGGGGGGCGAUACGACGUCAACUGCCGGUGCCGUGCUUGAGUUGUUGGUAGAGGCAAAUCCCCAGCAACUUUCUACUAUCGUGGACGCGCUUUGUAAUUGUUGUUCUUCCGCGGAGGGUUUGUUGUCGUUGUUAAGGUCCGCUCACUGGCGGGCCUGGGCUGCGGCCUUGCGGUGCUGUUGUCGUGUGUGUGAGGAAGGGGAAACAUCACUCAUUGACCGGAUGCCGCACGUUGAGGAUAAACUAAUGUUGCCACUUGCGCAGCUUUUGCACGAGAGCACAGAAUCUAUGGUGUCGGUGGAGCUUAUUGACUUGCUUUCUCUGUGUCUCGUACGGACGACUCAGGGAGCACUUGGAUGUUCAUUUCUGGCGCUCCUCGAUGGUGUUUUCCAUCAUUGCAACAGCGUGUUUGGUUUAGCGACCGGUGGAACAGGUAUUGCAGCGCGCGGAGGCGGGUCAAGUCAGGUUGCACUGCUUUCCGUAUCUGUCUACGCUGUGCACCGGCUUUUAUCGCGAUGUGGUGAGUCUGUUACCUCAACACUUGUUGCGGCAUGCGACGUGCAAUUGUGGUUAGAGCGCUCACUUUCUGUACUUGCAAGUGGUGGGUUGCUUGCCGUUUACUGCGGGGCGUACGCUGUCAAAACGCUUCUGUCAUUCGCCCCGCGAACGGCUUCCCACUACCCCGCGUUGGCCGCAGCGGCUGUUGAUAGCGCAUGCAGACACUGUGGUAUACCGGACGCAUCGUCCCUUUUUGCCGGCUUGCUCACUUGUUUGUGUGAUCACAAGGAAGGCGAAUGCGCUCUCGCAGGCGAAUUGCUGUCGGUUGUGGCUCACCAUUGCCAACUCGCGACUCCUCACCGGUCCGUGCUUUUGCGAAGUACCUCCGAUUAUGUGCUUCGCGCCUCGAAGCUUUGCCUUGAGGAAAAGAGUCGAUUGCAGGAUGGAGUGGAAAGUAACACAUGCCAGCAAUGCAAGGUGCUCCAGCUUGUGCGGUGCUUUCCCUUAAUAACUCAUUUUACCGUUAGUGACGCUCCUCACGAUGAGGCAACGACGAGGCUUCUCUCAAGUUGUUUCGCCGCCUCAUCUUCUGUUUUGUUUGUGCUUGAUGCCAUCGAUGACGACGUGUUGGCGGACAUGGGCUCUUCUCUUAUUGCACUGUUUCAUGCCUCCACUGGUGCAAACCGUAGUUGUACGACGUUGUCUACCGUAUGUACCGCCAUGAGUGUGGUAGGACUCGUUAACCCAUCAUUUUUCAAUGAUGGCGCUGUGUUAUCUGCUGUGUUGACUCUUUUUAAAAAGGAGGUUGAGGUUGCCCCAAGAAAAGGGAUGGAUUACAUUGGCUGUUGCUUGCCGGUAGCCCUUUCUUGCGUGCGCCACCCCCAGCAACUCAGUGUUAUUGCAGGAGGUGACUUAACACCUGCAGCUGCCCGUGGUGUGCCUGUCGCUUCAGCUUGGUUAGUAAUGUUUGGAGUGUGGAGUUCUAUUUCCCCCUUCGCAGAUCACUUCACGUCGUUGUAUUUUCUUGCGGCAUGGCACCGACUUCUACUUUAUGCCGUAUCGGUUCGGGCAAGCGAUGCCAAUAGGCUUGAUAUGCUUGCUACCAGUGCGCCUUGUUGCUGUGUUUACGCACUGCCAAGUUUGCACGUGAAGUCGCUUCCGGCCAGAAGACUGGCGGGUUGCAGUAUUGCGCAAUGCAUUGCUGCUGGUUUGUCGUUGGUAGUAGUUAGGGGCCAGCGAGCGGCGAAAUCACAAAUGCUAGACGCGGAAAUACGGAAGCCACUGUACAUUGCAAGAAGGUACAAAGCCUUGUCUGGUCUCACAAUGCACGAGUCGGGGGCUGAUAUAUUUUUAUCAAUGAGUGUACCUGAGGGUGCGAGUUGGUUGCUCCAACAAAUGUGUGACGCUGGAUAUGAAGCGGAGGUCAAUAUGGCUAUGCUUUUUGCUGCAGACUGUUGA